Lindgomyces ingoldianus is the source of this 1315-nucleotide messenger RNA. Its product is annotated as kinase domain-containing protein. The record is from RefSeq and is a predicted model, not a curated record. Lineage: Eukaryota; Fungi; Ascomycota; Dothideomycetes; Pleosporales; Lindgomycetaceae. Gene Ontology annotation, molecular function: protein kinase activity; ATP binding. Gene Ontology annotation, biological process: protein phosphorylation. Bases 152 to 1315 code for a protein of 387 amino acids. The transcript is spliced from 2 exons.
CUUCACAAUCGACCUUUUAUGCGAAUACUGCUAGCAUUCAGUCGCCGUUUUUUCUUCUUUUUCCACUGGCUUUAACAAGUGCUAGCACCUUUACAUUUCCUUAUCUGGUUCCUUGAAAGCACGAAAAAGGAUCCUAUUUCACACUCAGGUCAUGGCCGACUACGGAGAUAUCAUCGGGUCCGACGACUCUGACGCAGGAGAUGAACUCGAAGAGAACGCUGAAGACAUGAGGCGAUAUUGGUACGAACCUCUGUAUUACCCAAUGCGCAUUGGCCAAGUUCUUGACCAAAGAUAUCGCAUCGAACACAAACUUGGUCAUGGAGGCUCUUCUACUGUUUGGAUGGCCCACGAUAGCAAGACACAGACGGACGUUGCUCUGAAGGUCCUUGGUGUUACGGCAAGCCAGACAAAUACUGAGAUUGCCAUGCAUCGUGAGAUUCGCCAGCGCGUCACAGACACAUCCAGGUUCCUGCUUUCUCAACACACCUUCUCACUCUCAGGUCCUAUGGGGACCCAUAGAGUCCUGGUUUUCCCUUUGCAGGGUCCCAAUCUUCAACGUUGUUUCUUCAGCAUGAGUCUUGCCAGCCGUAUGUCCAUAGCAGAACAAGUGCUCAAGGCCUUGGAAAGCUUACACGAUGGCAACAUCGUUCAUCGAGACUUGAGCGAUAAGAACAUCAUUUGUGGCAUGCAGCCGAUGAGUCAUAUCAACACCGCAACAAAGUACCAGUCCCUUGGCCGUCCUAGAAAGACUCUUGUGCAGCCGCACACGAACUGGACUGGGGAGAUUGUGCUGCCAAUGCAGGUGCCGGCCAAUCUUCUGACGGGAUCAGUCUAUUUGGGCGAUUUUGGCAUAUCGAUACGUGCAGGCACCCAAGUCGAAUGCAAGCAGCAAACGCCUAGCUGCUGGUGCGCCCCAGAACGAUUUCACAACGUAAAUCCGACUGCUGCCAGCGAUAUGUGGAGCUUCAUGUGUAUAUUCGCAAAGCUGUAUCUAGGUGCGCUUCCUUGGUCUCCUGACGGUGAGCCCCUGGCAGAGAUGGUUAAGAUCUUCGGUUCACUACCCCAACGUUGGAAGGGCUAUUUUUGUUAUCCACAGAGAGCCAAUUCAUCAUGGUACGAUCCGAGAACAACGCCUGAAACUUCACUCGACGCACUCAUUGCACGCGUUCGCCCUGAUGUCGACUCUACUGAGCGCUCUUACGUAGCACAUGUUCUGAGAAAAGGCUUUGCUUAUGAGCCUAAUGAGCGGAUAACCGCCAGGCAACUUCUACAAGACGCUUAUUUUCAGAACAUCCUAAGACGCUACGUCAAUUAA